Molecule: messenger RNA, 2470 nt
Organism: Penicilliopsis zonata CBS 506.65
Lineage: Eukaryota; Fungi; Ascomycota; Eurotiomycetes; Eurotiales; Aspergillaceae
Exons: 6
Coding region: 13-2298 (761 amino acids)
Biological process (GO): regulation of DNA-templated transcription; DNA-templated transcription
Cellular component (GO): nucleus
Molecular function (GO): DNA binding; zinc ion binding; DNA-binding transcription factor activity, RNA polymerase II-specific
Source: RefSeq, a predicted model, not a curated record
CCUCUCUAGAGUAUGGAGCCUUCGAAAACAAGCGGCAAUAAUGGAGAUUCUAGUGGGCGACAGGCGAAGACAAGAAAGCCAAGGCCAAAGUUGUCUUGCGUCCUAUGCCGUCAGAAGAAACUGAAAUGCAACCGCCUGCAGCCCUGUGACAACUGCAUAAAGCACAAUAGGACGUAUAUGUGUCACUAUGCGGGUCCGCAGGGGAUGGCUAAGAAGGUGUCUCUUGAUAUUUAUAACAAUCUCCGAGAUCUGGAAGCCCGGAUCCGGCAGCUGUCUACUUUGGAUGGAUCGGUCCAGUCUUCCUUGAGCUCAACAUAUACCCAACCGAACAUCCAGAUGUCGACGGCAACGCUGGAGAGUCAAUCGACUCUGCCAGUGACGUCAGAACAGCAGCCAGAGAAGCAGGAUGGUUCUUCGGGAACCAUGUUGAAAGACCAAGAUGGCACAAGAUAUAUCAAUCCAACCCAUUGGCAGGCAGUGCUUGAUCAAAUUGCAGAGGUGAAAGACUAUCUCAGUCUGUAUGGGAACACCAGUUCGCCGGAGGAUAUAGAAGAGGAGACAACCUCGUUCACCGACAUCAGUGCACCCAGCCUCUUGUUUGACCGCUCAUUCUCUACAAAUGAAGCAGAGCUACUUGCUGCAUUGCCCGCUAGAUCUACCGUGGACAGACUUGUUUCGUUCUACCUCAACUCGAAGGAGGCGCCUCUUGUUAUUAUACACAUUCCGACCUUUACAAAAGAGUAUGCACAAUUUUGGAAGGAUCCCAGUGAUGCGUCGAUUGGCUGGCUUGCGCUCCUGUAUAGCAUUCUAUGUGCCUCAGCCGGUUUGAAUCUGUUUUCGAUGUCUGGCAGAGCAGACGGGGAGUUGGCGCAAGCGUUUGAGGAAUACCGGAUCCGAGCAUCUCAAUGCCUGACCCUCUCUGUCUACACGAUCCCCGGACGGUACAAGCUUGAGGUGCUCAUAAUGUGCGCAGCCAUGGAAACAUUAAGGAGUAGUGAUGCUCACGUCGGUCCAUCUGUCACUCUGAGCCUUACCACGCGUUUGGCGAUGCAUAGCGGGUACCACCGUGAUCCAAAGCAUUACUCUCAUAUCUCGGUAUUCGAAGGGGAAAUGCGACGUCGAGUCUGGAUGUAUCUCACCCUUCUUGAUCACUAUAUAUCCUUCCAGGCUGGCCUGCCUCCGACCACGGCUCAUGCGCAGUCGGAUGUUGAAGAACCUCGGAAUCUUUUGGACGAAGACUUGGAUCCGUUGAUGGAAGUGUUGCCGCCCGACAGGCCUGUCUCAGAGAGAACAUCAAUCCUAUUUCCAGUGGUGUUGAACCGGAUACAGUUUAUUUGCGCAGAAAUCGCUGAAAAGGUCUGUUCUGUUCGAGGCGUCUCCUACGGUGAAGUGAUGCGGCUGGACAGCAAACUACGAGAGCUACACGAAAAGAUCCCUCCUAUGUUGCGGUCACGACCCCUGAGUGAAUCCAUCGCGGACUCCCCCUCCGUGAUCAUGGAUCGGUACAACGUGGAUUUGAUGUACCAGAAGGCACGGUGCGACCUACACCGGCGGUAUUUGACCCAGCACCGCCUAGACCCGAGGUACGCGUAUUCGCGACAGGAGUGCUUGGCCGCAGCGCGACAGGUGCUGAAAAUGCAAUCGGAGAUCUUCCAAGAGAAUUACUCAGGAGGGCAGCUCGGCUACGCUUCGUUUUUCUUCUCGUCCUGUGUCAUCAUGCAUUUCCGCGUGGCCGCAAUGGUCGUCUCAUUGGAGAUCUCCUGCCAGUCUCGAUAUGACCUACAGCAGAACCUCGCGGUACAGGAGAGAAACUCGAUCCUGGAGACACGGAAACAACUGUCGUAUGAACUGGAACGCUCAUGGAACGUCUGGAACCAGCUGCGUGGCCAGUCGAAAGACGCGUUGCGGACGGCUGAGGCCCUGGAGAUCAUGCUCAAGGUUGCGAACAACCACCUCCAACAUGGCACAAGCACCGAUACCAAAUCUACGCCCGAGGUAUUAACACAACUAGAUAUGAGAUCAGCAUUUGCUCUUCUCCCAACCUCCACAGACCAGCAGCAGCAACAGCUCACGUCACCGGCUUCAAUCAUUCCGCCCCCUGGAAUCACACCACCUGCUGCUCCUUCCUACGAACCUUCCUUCGAGGUCGACCUUAUGGACGCCAGUUUUUACCUAGGCCAGGACCCCCAGCCUCUGGACGCGCCCUUCUCUAAUCCGACGGAUAGCGUUGAUUUCUACCAGACGUAUUGGGACAAUCUGAUGCUUCUUGGACAUGAUUCUGGUAGUUUGGAUAGCUAGAUUAGCUGGUACUAAGCCUCUUAUUGUCAUUAGUAUCGUCUGUCCAGACACCUAGUCAAUAUUUAUUACUGAUAUGCUAAUGCUGAUUUAUAUAGUAUACGAAUUGCCGGGAAUAAUAAAUUCAGGAUGUGGAGCUGGACGCGUAAACCGACGACAGCUAAUGUAAUAUCCA